UAAAUACAGUCAUUGGACUCAUCCAGCCAGAGGUUCGUAGAGCAUCAUCUUCGGACAGCAUGAAGACGCUCCUGCUCACCUGCGUUCUGCUGCCGUGGCUGCUGGUGGCUUCAGCCAGGAGGUCCGAGGACCAGCAGCUGAUAUCCGGAGCUCUGACCGGCCGGCAGCUCAGUGGAUACUUCACUGACCAUUUGAAAUCCAGGAGAGCCAGGAGGGCGCUGCCUCCUGCUGAUGAACCUGAUGACAGCCCAAUCUCAGAGGGAGGAGAUGCCUCCGAUCUUCCCACAUGUCUGCUUUGUGUUUGUCUGACUGGGUCGGUGUACUGUGAGGAGGUCAGUCCAGACAUGACCAGUGUUCCCACUCUGCCUAAAGAAACCGCCUACCUGUACGCCCGCUUCAACAAGAUCAAAAAGAUCAGCACCAAAGACUUUGCAAACACUCUGACUCUGAAGAGGAUUGACCUGACAGGGAACAUGAUCUCAGAGAUUGAAGACGGAGCGUUCUCAAAGCUAAGCCUGCUGGAGGAACUAUCUUUGGCCGAGAACAGACUGGUCAAACUUCCGAUGCUUCCUACCAAACUCACAUCCUUCAACGCCAACUACAACCUCCUCAAAACCAAGGGUGUCAAGGCCAAUGCUUUCAAGAAACUAACCAAGCUGAUGAACCUGUUUCUGGCCGACAACCAGCUGGAAGCAGUUCCACACAUCCCAGAGAGUGUUCGCAUUCUACACCUACAGAACAACAACAUCACUGACGUCAACAUAGACACCUUCUGCAGGUCCAAUGACACCUACUAUCUACGGCCAAGCCUCAGUGAGGUCCGUAUGGACGGCAACCCGGUGGUGCUGUCCAAGUACCCCGACAGCUUCACCUGUAUGAAAGUCCUGCCUGUCGGACGGUACCGCUGAGGAGGCAGAACUUUACUGUAGCCCAUUUGUUGCUGAUGGAGCAGAUUUCCCACAAAGGAGAGAUGGGGGAUGCCAUGACGUUCUGGAUUUUGGGGAGCUGGUCCCACGGUGGGGAUAAAGGCAUUUUAACUUCAGCAAACCAACCAACAGCUUGUUUCACUGUCAGGUCGAAAUGAAACCAUUCACUGGACUGAAGGUGUAGAACUGAAAGUGUUUCUCAACUCAUGUAAGGGCUUUUUACUUUUACUGCCUACCAGAGAGGAGCAGGCUGUAAACUGGGGAUGUUCUGAGCUGAUGUUAAAGCUCAAAAUCAGGGUCAAUCAAGGUAAUUUUAAACUGGUUGCAUGAACCUAAACCUGAUCCUUUAAUUACAUCCACCAUCGUACAAGUGUUAAAGUAGCGCACAACUUGAGCUCUGUCAGCAGGUCAUUAACCUCCACAGAAGUCUUUGUCAUGGUGCCCAUUGCUAGCUAAACCCCCACUACGCUCUCAGCCUGUAGUUUGAGUGACACCCCCUCUGGCAGCUACAGCACCAAACAGUAAGAAGCUCCCCCUGGUGGAACAACCAGGUGCUACAGCUGAUCUAUGAUACGUUUACUAGCAAAAAAAAACUUGAUCAGAACAUCUCCAGUUUAAAUGUUUAACAUGAGUUGUUGAGCAUCACACUCACAUAAUUUGAUGUAAAACUACUUGAGAAGACAUGAGAAGGUCUCAGUAUGUUUGAAACAAACUCGUCUGUCAAACUGUGUCUAAAAUCAGAAUAUGAUGACAAACACUUUGCCAUACAUCGCCAUUCACAGUCAACAAAAACACAACCUUUGACUCCAUCAACACUAAAGGCAUCAGCUCUGGGACUGUAACUAACGAACAAACUGCUGGUACAGCUAAUGCAACCCCUUGAAUGAGUGGAGCAGUGCAACACCUCGACUCCAACUGUCCAGUUUAUUGUUUCAUUUUGACCUGACACUUAUACCUGGAUGAACGAAAGAAAAUGCCUGUGACCUCGAACCAACACAAACACUCACCUGCAGCCACCAGUCAGCUGAGGGCUGUACUAUGAAGCAAGUUCAACACAGUAAAUUCAAUGCAGCCACUUAUUUCUAAUAUAACAUCUGCACUUUAAACAUCAGGAAGUCCAUUCAGGUGCGGCACCGUACUUUAGCUUUUGGCCAAAUCAAGGUAAAAUAAAUGAUACUGCUUGAAUAGACAUAUAUUUAUGUAUUUUCUGCAUUGACAGCUGAAAGUAUAUAGAAUUUCCUUGCAAAGCAAUGCAUACAUUUUGUUAUACUGUACCUGCAUGGCUGUGUUGAAUGGGAUUACUGAGGUACAACUAAAGGCGCUUUUCCAAUAGCAUCUACUCGACGCGGUUUAGGUCGUUUUCCGUAACAGUUGAGUACCACCUCAUCACAGGUGGAGUCGUCAUAGCACGGCGGCAAAACGUGAGAAACAACAAGCACAAAAUACACUGAGCUUUUUCAGCUUCUCCCGACACCUGCUUCAUUGUCCUACUGUAUCUGUGGGCGGCCAGCCGCUCAGAGACCUCCUGAUGAACUUUCUCAUUGCAAGCCGCAUCGUCCAAAUCCCUGUGUUUUCUUUGGUCCGCCACCGAAGACAGGAAAGUCUCGACCUCUUCAUUCGCCCACGGUACAGGUCAAAUUUUGCCAAGUUCUGUGAAGAGCAAUGGGGAUCAUCGCUGUUGUCCUUUUUUUUUUUUUUUUUUUUUUUUUUUAAAUGCUGGGUUUGGUUUUCGUGAAGGAGUUGCUCUCGUGUGUCGUCACUCCCUGUCCAAUCAGUGGCCUGUAGACGUCAAAUUACCGGCCAAGUAGGCACUAAAAUAGGUACUCAUGGAAAAGCGCCAUAUGGAGAUGGAAUCUGCAUCACUCAGAGAGAAAAUGGUCCAAACCAAGGUAUCUGUGCAGCUUAGUACAGCCCUCAGGCUUAUUUGUUGUUGCUAUUGGUUUACAACACAACAGCUCCAUGUUUUCUUACUCUUUGUCCAAUGACAGAAACAUCUUGUUACCAUACAGACUGGUUAGUAGCAAAGAAAAAUGUAAUUAUAUCAACUACCAAAAGAUUUAGAAUGGAGUUAAACAAAACUUAUUUUUCUUUGCAGUAAAGGUACAUCCGUCAAUAGGCAUUUAAACUGCCAGUUCCCAGUUUAAUAUUUAACGAUGUCGCAGAAUUAUGCUUCGUUGUAAAUUUUGCAGACUUAAAACUGUAUUAAAUUGAUUUAACUUUUAGGCUGGCUUUGGAGCAAACACAAAACUAAAGAAUCAGACAAUCAAUGCAUCCAUUUCCUACUUCUUUGCAGGCUCGCAGGGGGGAAAACAGACAAUGUUUGAAUAUAUUUUCUAAGUAAAUCCGUCAAAGGGGACAUGUUGUGCAUGUUUCAUACCCAAUAUGUUUAUCUUAGGGCUUGUUUUUGCAUAUUUUUGCAUGAUAUCGAGUAAAACAAAACAAAACAUAUUUACUGUAUCCCUGCCCUCGGGAUUCUGCUGAAAUUCGGCCUCAGUUUCAGCUCUUUUCUACUGAUGACCAUUUUUGUCUUUCUUCACUCAAAACGUCAACUUCUCUGAGCAACUUUAGCAGCAACCUUAGCAACAAAGGCUACAGUCUGUGGAUUUAUGAGUCGCAGGAGACAUUUUUACAUACAAGUUCUGGAUAUUUGGCCUUGUAUAGAAGAUGUCUAAAAUACUAUCAGUCUUUGGGUCGGAAAAUUGCAAAAACGUCUGCCCCUUUUAAUGAUUUUACACAACGAUACUAAGAGAGGAAGAUUUAGGUGGUUUUAACCAAACAAAAAGAAUACUUGAUACCUGCAUGUUGACCUGUAGUCUUAUUUCUUGAGACGUCUUGCUCGUCACAAAGAUCACGGCUAAGUGAAAAGUGCUCGUGUGGCUUUAUGUUACUUUUAAUUAUUCUAUUAAAAUGCCUCCAUAAGGGCAGUGACCAUGUAGAUAUGUCCAGCUGCAGGCUUUCUAAUGUAUGUUGUGAUUUAGCUCCACUUUGUUUUUUAAUUUAUAGACUCCGGUUGAAGAGAACUGGGGAUCAACAUAUCUAUGAACUAUAGUAAUGUGAAAGUUACUCGCCUCUCCUUUCAUCUGCUUUUUACCGUGUCUCGCUUUUGUCUCUAACUCUUCCCUUCCAGUAAUAAAAAUAACUUUAGAGGUUAUUACUGAUGUGAAUAAGACGGUGGUGUACAGGAGGACGUGUAUGUGACAUGGCUAUGUUCGAAGAUAUCUGAAUAAAGUUAAACUUUUUUUUUUUAAUUUAAAA
Amphiprion ocellaris (clown anemonefish) is the source of this 4181-nucleotide messenger RNA. RefSeq names its product osteoglycin, paralog a (gene ogna). The transcript has 6 exons. The coding region runs from base 60 to 908 and encodes 282 amino acids. Gene Ontology annotation, molecular function: protein binding. The record is from RefSeq and is a predicted model, not a curated record. Lineage: Eukaryota; Metazoa; Chordata; Actinopteri; Pomacentridae.